AUGUCGAGCCCACCGCGCACGCCGACGCGGCCGACAGCCCUCCCGAUGACAGUGGGGCCGCGUGAGUGGGAAAAAUCUCUCACGAUCAAGUGUCGCUUCUGCGGCGGCCCUAAAUGCAAGCGCUGCAGCGAACACACCGCGCUCCUCAAGACGGACAGUCCGGUCGCGGGGCUUCACGCCGACUGGGUGACCGACUCGAUCUUGGGCAUGAUGCGCCCGUCGUCUCGACUCAUGCAGACGUACCGCAUCGCCGAUCAAUUCCAACGCCUCAAGAUCAAGGCCGUCUUCAACCUCACCAUGCCGGACAUGACGUCACCCAACUUGUCACUGAUGCUCGACAUUGCGACGGUCAUGGCGUCCGUUUUGGCGCAGGCGCAGCAAAAGGUUGCUGUGCACUGCCACGCUGGCUACGUAGGACGCACGGGGCUCGCGAUUGCGUGUACGCUCAUCUUUCAACACGGCAUUUCAGCCGCCGAAGCCAUCGCGAUCGUUCGACGCGGCCGCCCGGGAUCGAUCCAGACCCACGGCCAAGUGGCAUUUGUGGGACGCUUCCACGAGUACCUUGGACAAGCCAAGCUCGUGUUUGCGCUACCCACAAUUCACAACCGGUUCUCGCUCGCAACCAUCCUCGAGCGCGAGCGCUUCCAGUUUCAGCCGUCGCCGCCCGAGACGUCGAUGGUGUUGCCACCCCGCGUCGUGCGCUAUCUCUGCUCGCAGGUCGAAGCGUGGGCCGCGCAGGACGUGUGUGCGCUCGUUCUCGCGUAUGUCGGGCACCUGCCCGCGACCACGUACUCGAUCUCUCUUUUGCCGCAUCUUCAGCUGCUCCAAGUGGCCGAGAACGCUGACGCUUGGGCAGACCACGUGGUUUCUAGCGACGCGUUGUUGCCGAUCAAGGCCCAAAUGAACUUGGGGGAGCCUAACUGGCCACAGAAUUCGACCACGCCGAUCUUUGCCGGCUUGCUGCUCGACUGGCUCGAGCACCUAAACCCACCCCUCCUCGAUAGCAAUGACCUCCACGACGUCGAUCGGCUGCGGAAAGCGCCGCUCGCGACGCUACGGACUCUCGAGCGCCUCGUCAACUUACUACGCGUGUGCCGUGAGGCCAUGCGAACGAAGCCGGCCGAGCUGCCCAUCGAUGCCAAUACUCUUCUCGAAGGUCUCUAUGCUCGGACCGGUAUGGCCAUUGUUCAAGCCCCGUCGCUUCGCGCGCGGUCGUUGAUUCCCCCGAUCAAGCACCUCGUCGAGAGUCAUUGGACGAGUCCAUCACCGCUCAAAAUGGCAUCGAUGGCGUCCGAGGCCAAAGUCGAGCCUCUUGACCCCACCAAGUUUCCCAGUACACAGUAG
Messenger RNA from Saprolegnia parasitica CBS 223.65, 1344 nucleotides. RefSeq lists its product as hypothetical. The transcript is spliced from 8 exons. Bases 1 to 1344 code for a protein of 447 amino acids. The record is from RefSeq and is a predicted model, not a curated record. Gene Ontology annotation, molecular function: protein tyrosine/serine/threonine phosphatase activity. Gene Ontology annotation, biological process: cilium assembly; dephosphorylation. Lineage: Eukaryota; Oomycota; Saprolegniomycetes; Saprolegniales; Saprolegniaceae.